This is a messenger RNA of Neopelma chrysocephalum (saffron-crested tyrant-manakin), 1026 nucleotides long. Its product is annotated as serine/threonine-protein kinase pim-1-like. Gene Ontology annotation, molecular function: ATP binding; protein serine/threonine kinase activity. The transcript is spliced from 3 exons. Gene Ontology annotation, cellular component: cytoplasm. Lineage: Eukaryota; Metazoa; Chordata; Aves; Passeriformes; Pipridae. The record is from RefSeq and is a predicted model, not a curated record. The annotation marks the transcript as partial. Gene Ontology annotation, biological process: protein autophosphorylation.
AUGGCCCCGGCCCUUCCCCUCUGCCGGCCGAGGCCGCCCCGGCCCCGUCCCCGGUUGUCCCGGCGCGGUCUCGCCCUCGCCCGGCUCCCGGCGCGCCGGCUGUGGCGCUGCUGGGCGCUCCUGUGGGGCUGGCUGUGGGACGGGCUCGGCCUCGCCGCCCCUUGGCUCCGCCUGGCUCGAGCCCGGCGCCUGCCGGGGCCGGCGGGGGACGCGGGCGCCGCGGCCGCUGCCGCCUCCUCGGCGGCUUCCCCGGCCAGAGCUCCGCCGCUCGCCAGCCCGGCCGCCGGCAGCGAGCCGCCGCUGCCCGCUGCGGCUGGGGAAGCCCGGCCCGGGCCGCUUGAGGGGCGCUCGGGGGCCGGGCCGGGCCCCGGCCCGAACGCUCCCGGCCACGUCUCGCCCGCACGGAAGGCCAAGGAGCCGCUGCACGAGCGCUACCGGCUGGAGUCGCUGCUGGGCAGCGGCGGCUUCGGCCGCGUCUACGCGGGGACCUGCCUGGCGGACGGAGCCCCGGUGGCCAUCAAAGCCGUGUCCCGGGAUGGCAUCCGGCAGUGGGGCGAGCUGCCUGACGGCACCCGGGCACCCCUGGAGAUCGUGUUGCUGAGCAAGGUGUCCACUGGCUUUCCUGGUAUCAUCCAGUUCCUGGAGUGGUUCGAGCUCCCCAACGGAUUCUUGAUGGUUAUGGAGCAUCCGGAGCCGUCUCAGGACCUCUCACGCUUAAUCACGGCGUGGGGGUUCCUGCCGGAGGAGAUGGCGUGGGGGCUGUUCUGCCAGGUGCUGCAGGCCGUGCGGCACUGCACCAGCUGCGGCGUCCUGCACCGGGACAUCAAGCCCCAGAACAUCCUCCUCCACCUGGCCACCGGCGAGGCCAAGCUCCUGGACUUUGGAUGUGGCACCUUCCUCCAGGACACGGCCUACACCCAGUUUGCAGGUGAGCCCACAGCCGGGGGAUGCUCCUGGUGCCGGGCAUCGCAUGGCCAUGCCCGGGUGUGGCCCCGGAGAUUGCCCCUUUGGCUGAGGGGGAACAGG